Cornus florida is the source of this 1198-nucleotide messenger RNA. RefSeq lists its product as uncharacterized. Lineage: Eukaryota; Viridiplantae; Streptophyta; Magnoliopsida; Cornales; Cornaceae. Bases 443 to 1003 code for a protein of 186 amino acids. The record is from RefSeq and is a predicted model, not a curated record. The transcript has 3 exons.
UCAUACUUUGGGUGCGCCAGCUGAAGCAGAGGAAAAUAUAAAUAGAGCCAUUCAAUAUUCAUCAAGGUCCUUUUCCUCUUUAGUGACCCCACGGUCACUCUUCACUGCUGGACUUUGUCGGGGUGUAGUGUCUUCUUUGUGUCAAGCGUCUACAGAAGAUUCACCCAGCAUGUCGUCGGGGUGAAAGUUUGGGAAAGAUAUUCUAGCCCAGGUGUAGAAGGAGCGUGCUAAAAGCAAAACCUCGCCACAGGGCUCCUCGUCCCUGUCGACGAGGAGAUUUGGGAGUGACGUUCUUUCUCAGGUUCGGGAAGAGCGUUCUAAGGAGAAGGCUACACCUCCCCGCUAUCCUAAGACAACUCAACCACUUCAAAAUCAAGGAAAUCCUACUCCUGUUGAUGACACUUCCCUUGCAACUGCUCAUGAAUAGAUUUUUAAUACAGGAAUGCACCUCCCUAAAAAUGCCUUUACUCAUCAAGUUGGUGCAUCUAUUUUGAAUGACGUAAACUAUGUGAAUGACAUAGUUGAGAACAUGCUCAUGCCUUCAUAUGACUCUAAAAGGCUCAAGGGGCUUCCCUCCGAGCAACUCUUAGCCUUUCACGCCCAGAAUGUUUGCAAGAUGGGAGCAUUUGCUAAAGAGUUAUCUCGACGUACGAAGCUCUUCGAAGAGUCUAUACUAGCACUGGAUGCGGAACUGACAGCUGAAAGGCUAAUUCAAAAAGAGGUUGUGAUCGGCUACACUAGAGAGAAAGAAAAAAUCGAAAAACAUUUCCAAGCUAGGCUAGUGAUUGAAAAAUCUUCUGCCGUGGAGGAGUACAAGGCCUCAGCUGAAUUUGAUCGGGUCAACGCAAAUUAUUUUUUUGAUGGUUUUGAGGAGUUUAGACAGCAAGCCAGGGCCACCUAUGAAGACCUGGAUUUCCAACAUUUUCAGCCAUUUGCUUCUAGAGACCAGAGUCCAAGCAGUUGUCUUCAGAGUGGACCGUGCCAGGGAGAAUCAAAAGAAUGAGGACCGAGCCAUUAAGAAUGAGAUCAGUAGAAUCCAGCCCUGGAGGCCCACAGCAGUGGGCAUUUUACAUCUUGAAUGUGUAAUUGUCUUUAUUUCAUUUCCUUAAGAACAAUGUUUAUUAUUGCUCUGAAUACGACUUUGUAAUUUCACCAACUUGGGUUGGGCGCUGCUAUUUAUUUGUUCUUUUUUGAACUC